UAUGAACGGAAUGCUCCACUGCCCUUUUUGAAUGAAACGCAGUCAGCGCGGUGGAGAAACUCCAGCCUGACAGACCGCGCCGAGGGCAACAACGCCCGCCCGGGGGGUAUCGGACUUCCUGCUUAGCUCCGCGUCGGGUUUCCCCGCAGAGCUUUUCAGGAUCUCGCGGUGGCAGAACCAGUCGGUGGGUGACGGCCUGUCCCGGCGCGCUAAUUAGCACAUGACACGGCGAAUUAACAUCUGGUCGAAACCGAGGCGGCGCAGAAAGGGGGAGGCCGGGCUGCGGACAGCGUCGCGCCGCAGAUCGGGCGGGUUAGCUGGGAUCGCGCUAGCAGACGGAGCGGCGCACGAGACACUCGUUUUUUUUUUUUUUUAAACUUCUCUCAAGGCUCCAAAAUACGCGAAGACUUCAGGGGACUUUUCUCCACAAACCCGGAGUGUGCGAGAUGGAGCCAUAUUCCAAAAUCCAAAACGUGUGGGAUUAGCAUACAAAAUAUGCGGGCCGGAUCCCCGGGCCUUGUAGGAUGAAGAGUCCGGCGCACCGCACCAGGGACAUCGAGAGGCAGGCUGGCUACCUGAGGCCCGAGCACUGCGCCCCUCCCCCGCCGCGCAACUCCUCCGGCACCAUGUGGUUCAUCCGCGACGGCUGCGGCAUCGUGUGCGGCGUCAUCACCUGGUUCCUGGUGCUCUACGCCGAGUUUGUGGUGGCGUUCGUCAUGCUGCUGCCCGGCAAGAACGUGGUGUACACCCUCUUCAACGGGGUGGUCUUCAACGGCCUCGCGUUCCUCGCGCUCGCCUCCCACGCCAAGGCCAUGUGCACGGACCCGGGCGCCGUGCCCAAAGGGAACGCUACCAAAGAAUUUAUCGAAAGCCUGCAGCUCAAACCCGGACAGGUGGUGUACAAGUGUCCCAAGUGCUGCAGCAUAAAGCCGGACAGAGCGCACCACUGCAGUGUGUGCAAACGCUGCAUCAAAAAGAUGGACCACCACUGUCCCUGGGUAAACAACUGUGUCGGAGAGAACAACCAGAAGUACUUUGUGCUCUUCACGAUGUACAUUUCACUAAUAUCCUGCCAUGCACUAAUCUUGGUGGCCCUUCAUUUUGUGUUCUGCUUUGAAGACGACUGGACUAAGUGCAGUAACUUCUCUGCGCCGGCCACGGCCAUCCUCCUCAUCCUCCUCUGCUUCGAGGCUCUCCUCUUUCUGAUCUUCACCGCGGUCAUGUUCGGGACUCAGGUCCACUCCAUCUGCAGCGACGAGACGGGCAUCGAACAGCUCAAGAAGGAGGAGCGACGCUGGGCCAAAAGGUCCAAAUGGAUGAAUCUGAAGGUGGUGUUCGGCCAUCCGUUCUCGAUAGCCUGGCUGAGUCCCUUCGCUACACCCGAUCACGGCAAAGCCGACUUGUACCAGUACGUCGUGUGAGGGCCGGACGUCCUGUCUGCCUCCGAUUGGCUGCACAUAGAGGAGCACGAACUCCUCUUAACCACUUCUACAUUUCUCUUUUGUUUUGGGAUAUUCUCUAUAUUUCAGGGUGCCCCCUUUGAAACCUACGGUGGUUAUAGAAGAAAAAAAGAACAAUAAUAGAUGAAAAAAAAAAAAAAACUAUGACAACCUUCCAACUUAGUUUCUUUUCUACUCCAUUGAUGACUGAGAUCAAGGUGCCGCUCUGCAAAGACAAGAGAAAACAUGUUCUCAAUAAGCUGAGAAAACCACGGAAUAAGAGUUGGAGAGUCUGAGGUCUUGGUGCAGUUUGUCGGGUCGUUGGCGCCUACCAAGACGAAACGAUGCCGACCUGAAGUCCAGAAGGUGUUUGCAGUCCGGGGGCCGAGAUGGACCCGUGGUUCUGUCUGUACGGGGUCCUCUUCAUUGGCUGUAUUAUAAGAAUCCUUUGCUGGGUGCUGCGGAUGAUUUGCCUUAGAACAGUGCUUCAGUAUUUUUAAAGGGCAUUUCUAUUAUUUUUGCCUUAAUGGGAGGACCAAGGUGGUUUAUUGCAUUAUUUUUGUUGUUGUCUUUCCUUAGUGCUGGAUAGAAUCUUAAAGUCUGGGUUGAUUUGGCAUCACCUGUGGUUACCAUGGGGAGGAUGGGGGGGGGGAGAGAAGUGCCAUUUAAUACCGACAGUUCCACUUAGACAAGCAGCCGAUGUCGACCUUGUUAACAAGACAAACUCCCAAUCAGCCCAUAAGUAACAUGCUGAAGAUGUAAAGACGUGGAAGGAAACCCAGUGAGCGAGGCCGAUGUCAACGAGGGGGGAGCUAAUGAUGGACUCCCCCACCAACCAAGAAAAACACUAUUCAUCCACAUCGAAAGCCUGACCAUAAGAACAGUCUUGAGGAUUAAACAGUGUCCUUCUCUCGACCUUUUGGACUCUUUCUCUUCCAACCGUUGGUAGAUCAGAGCCACCAGCUCCAGCAGAAAGUCGGGGGCUAAAAACGCUCCACGUUGCUCUGAACGCACUGCCAGGAAUUCACCGGCUCUCAGUUGAUAGAAUUUGCUUGUGGAUAAUCCAGUUUGUCAUAGAUUGUCGUUGUGAGCCUGACUGGAGGAAGAAAAAGCCUCACAGGAUAAAAUGCUGAUUGAUGGCCAGGGGAAAUAGUUUUUAGAGGCCUGAUGGCCCACAUUUAAAAUGCACAUUUUAACUGGAGAAUAUUGUACCUUUUACCAGUGACCAACACUAUAAAUGCCUUUUGCUCCAAUGUGUUCGAAAGCCUUACCGUAUUUUUAAAAUUGGUGUUUUGGAGAUGAUUAAAGGACAUAUUUGAACAUAUGUUGCCAAAUUUACUGCUGAUUGAAGGCAAUGAAUCUCCCAUUUGAAGAGUUGACCACAAUCAAGUGCAACGUUUUCUUGGGCUUUUAACAUUAAUGGAGUUUAACCUUUUUGUGUCGAUAUGAAGAUGAUUUACACUUCACCAGCUUUCUUAAUUUCUUGAAUUGUUUAAUAUAUAUUUUGCUGUCCGGUAUGAUUACUAUUUGUAGUACUUACAAUGGACUGUGGUGUUUGUUUAAAGGGGAAUUAAAUAAAACUAUGUGACGUUU
This is a messenger RNA of Pungitius pungitius (ninespine stickleback), 3032 nucleotides long. RefSeq names its product zinc finger DHHC-type palmitoyltransferase 3b (gene zdhhc3b). The record is from RefSeq and is a predicted model, not a curated record. Bases 525 to 1421 code for a protein of 298 amino acids. The transcript is spliced from 8 exons. Lineage: Eukaryota; Metazoa; Chordata; Actinopteri; Perciformes; Gasterosteidae. Gene Ontology annotation, molecular function: palmitoyltransferase activity.